This is a messenger RNA of Sparassis crispa, 1782 nucleotides long. Its product is annotated as DNA polymerase alpha subunit B. Gene Ontology annotation, biological process: DNA replication initiation; DNA replication. Gene Ontology annotation, cellular component: alpha DNA polymerase:primase complex. The coding region runs from base 1 to 1782 and encodes 593 amino acids. The record is from RefSeq and is a predicted model, not a curated record. Gene Ontology annotation, molecular function: DNA binding. The transcript has 10 exons. NCBI's taxonomy places the organism in Eukaryota, Fungi, Basidiomycota, Agaricomycetes, Polyporales, Sparassidaceae.
AUGGCCUCUCUCAGUGAAGCAGGACUCCGUCGGGAGAUCCUCGAGAAAUUUGGAGACCGUCUGGAUGAAAAACUGGUCCCAGAAUGUGUCAAACUCUGCCAGAUAUACAACAUCAGUGGGGAGAAUUUGUGGUACAAAUGGGAAGCUCUGAAGUACAAGUCUUCGGGCCCUAAGCAUCUCAACUCGGAUGACGUACAACAGUUCACCAUGGACAGCAUCCAAGCCCUCAAGGAACAGGCGCAGAGUGAUCUCGCGAAGGCGAAGAAGCAGCAAGGGAAAGCGCAGCUUACAGGACCCUUGAAUAGGAACAUGUUGAAUGGUAUGAUGAGGCCGAACAUGCGGUCGCCGAUGGGACCGCCGAUCAGGACACCCGCGCGUCCCGCUGUCCGUAGACAAGACGGGUUCAGUAUGGCAGAAGGGAGGAAAAUACCCGUCGCAGUACCAAGCAAAGUUCGCUAUGUGGGACCUAGCAAUGAUGCCGAGUCCAGAAAGCAGCGUGCAUAUUGGUACAUGUACGAGAAAAUAUCCGAACGUAGUGAAGCUCUUGAUAACAGAAUCGACGACUUUGGUGAACUAGUCAAAGAGCACUAUGGCAUCGAGGAUCUGAGUGAUCCGUCAGCAGCGACUGAGGAAGAAGUCACAGCAGUCGGCCGGAUCGCCCUUGAUUCCGAAUCUUCUUCCGGAUCUGUAAAGUUAAAUGAGGCAUCUCUCACUCUGGAGUUGUCCCGUAUGAUGGGGUCUGGCGCCAGAGUACCGCUGCGGUUUGAUUCUAACGUCAAACUGCGUGGGGGUUCACAGGGCUCUGGGGGCGUCGGGCUCUUCCCAGGGGCGAUUGUUGCACUUCGAGGGAAGAACGGUGGUGGUGGGUGGUUCUCUGUUUCUGAGAUACUCUCGCUACCAGGGCUGAAGACGCCGCCUCGUAACAACAUGAAUGUUGACAGCGACUCUUCGUUCUCUGCGUUCGUUGCCUGCGGCCCGUUUAGCCCCGAUGCUGAUUUGAGUUUCAACCCGUGGCACAAACUGAUCUCAAAACUCAAGACAGAAAAACCUGCAGUCUCUAUUCUCGUCGGCCCCUUCAUAGACAAUGCUCAUCCCUUAGUGAAGAGCGGUGAUAUAGAUACAACACCUGCAGAACUGUUCCGACAAACAUUCACAGCAACUCUGCGUGAAUACCUCGACUCUGCACCCGGCGCUCUGGUCCUGAUCGUCCCGAGUGUACGCGACAUCAUCAGCGACCACGCAGUAUUUCCGCAAAGCGAGCUCGGGUUCGAGUUCUCCGGAGACCCGCGCAUGCACCUCUUGCCGAAUCCGUGUCUAUUCACGCUCAACGAUCUGUCCUUCGGUGUCAGCAGUGUGGACGUGAUCUUCCACCUUCGUAAAGAGGAGUUCUUUAAGCGUGCACAGGAGGUUGAAUCAAUCUCGUCUCAGGGAGAUACCACCCAGGCCGGUGAUCCCAUGACGAAUACAUGCAGACACCUUCUGCAACAAAGGAGUUUCUACCCAAUAUUCCCUGUUCCUUUCGACCUAUCACAUGAAGUGAACCUCGACAUCACACACUCCGAGGCCCUCAAGCUGGCUGGCCUCGACUCAGCAGCUUCCGCGCCCGACGUGCUCAUCACUCCUAGCAGAUUGAAACACUUCUCUAAGAUGGUCGAUUCUACCCUUUUCAUGAACCCAUCAUUCCUGACCAAGGGAAUGUUUGCGACUAUGUCGUACGCGGGCUCCGGUGACAAUGAUCUGCCCGAUAGGCUCAAAGCUGACAUAUUGAAGUUAGACGCUUGA